This is a messenger RNA of Aureobasidium namibiae CBS 147.97, 1881 nucleotides long. Its product is annotated as cell division control protein. The coding region runs from base 1 to 1881 and encodes 626 amino acids. Gene Ontology annotation, cellular component: nucleus. Gene Ontology annotation, molecular function: DNA replication origin binding; ATP hydrolysis activity. The record is from RefSeq and is a predicted model, not a curated record. The transcript is spliced from 2 exons. Lineage: Eukaryota; Fungi; Ascomycota; Dothideomycetes; Dothideales; Saccotheciaceae. Gene Ontology annotation, biological process: mitotic DNA replication checkpoint signaling; DNA replication initiation; cell division.
AUGUCAGCUUCUGUCCUGGGCAAACGUACCCGGAGUUCAGCGAAUGCAUCAGACAGCAGCAUACAGACCCGGGCAAAGCGCCGCGAGACUCUGGUCCUAGGGAACGACGAAAACGACAACCCAUUCUUCAACCCAAUAUCUUCUCCUGCAACACAACUCAAACCCACUCCCUCGAAACGCGUAGUAUCGUCACCAAAUAAGAUCAGUGCCCACUUCUCUGUUUCGAAGACUACCAAAUCAUCUGUUCCCGCAAAGUCAAGCCCACUUGCUACACCGCAAACACCACGACACCGAGAUGCGCUCGCCUCAAAAAUCACAAUCACACCAAGGCACCGCCAUCUUAUUUCUAGCAGCCCCGACACUCCUCGCAGUCCUUACACUCCAUCAAGUGCCGCCAACAAUGUGUACAACCAAGCCCGCCAGAUCUUCUCAAGAUGUACGGACCCUGGCGUUUUAAUUGGAAGAGAGGAAGAGAAGAAACAGUUGUCUAUAUUUAUAUCAGAGCGCCUCGACUCUGCAGAUGCCGGAUGUCUCUACAUCUCAGGACCACCAGGAACCGGAAAGAGUGCUUUUGUUGGUCAAGUUUGUCAAGACCUUGCAUCUGAGUCAGAACGUGAAAUGAUCAUCUCGACUGUCAACUGUAUGAGUGUCAAAACAGCCAAAGACCUUGCCAACACAUUGUCAAAAGACCUGGGUCUGGACAGCGUUUCUGGGCGCGCCGCAGAUUUCGAUAUCCUACGCCCCAACUUCUUUGAGCAGGAGAAGAAGUACAUUGUCAUCCUGGAUGAAAUCGAUCGCCUUGUCGAUCUGGAUCUCAAAUUGUUGUACAGCCUUUUUGAGUGGUCAAUGGAGCCUUCGUCAAAUCUCAUUCUUAUUGGCAUUGCUAACGCUCUCGAUCUAACUGACCGUUUUCUGCCUCGCCUCAAGUCACGCAAUCUCAAACCAAAUCUGCUGCCAUUCAUGCCAUACACCGCUCCUCAAAUUGCGAAUAUCAUCACAUCGAAACUCAAGGGAUUGAAUGCUUCUCUGGCAGAUCCCAACUUCAUUCCAUUCUUACAUCCCGCAGCCAUUCAAUUCUGCUCCAAGAAGGUCGCGUCUCAGACUGGUGAUCUCCGAAAGGCCUUCGAUAUCUGCAGGAGAGCUGUCGACAUGAUCGAGUCUGAGACGAAGGUUGAGCAAGCACGCAUUCGUCUGCAAGACAGCCCGUCGAAGACGCCGCUGAAGGAGAACCCGAACAUUGCAUCUCCCGCCGUCAAAUUGGCAGCCUUCCAGAAGUCGGCGCUCAAAGACCCUCGCCAGACCACGCUCUUCCCUUCUAUCAGUCACUUGACACUCGAGACUGCGCCGAGAGCGACGAUUGCUCAUGUCGCCAAAGUUACUGCCGCUGUUUUUAGCAAUGGAGCAUCUCAACGUCUGGCAUCUCUUAACUUGCAACAGAAAGCUGUCUUGUGCGCUUUGUCAGCUUUGGAGAAGAAGAAGCGUGAGGCACCCAGCGUGGUCACCUUUCCAAUGACACCUUCCAAGCAUGCAAAUUCCGCGCCGACUGUCAAGCAAUUGUUCGAAGCCUACUGCACCCUCUGCAGUCGCGAGAAUAUGUUACACGCUCUCAGCAGCAUUGAGUUUAGGGACGUGGUCAGUGGCCUGGAGACACUCUCACUCGUCUCUGCUGUGGAAGCAAAAGGAGCCUCUUCCUUCUCCAUGCCCUUGACACCUUCGCGUACACCCAGCAGAAGAUCCAAAUCUGGAUUCACCGGUGCAGCAAUGGGCGAUGACAAGAGAAUGGCUGCUUGUGUUGGUCACGCUGAGCUGCUCUCGGCUCUCAAGGGACCAGGCAGUGAUAUUCUCAAGGAGAUGAUCGAGGGUGAUGGCAUUGUUGCAUGA